GGAGCCGCGGAUCCCAUCGCCACGGCAACGCGGCGGCCGCAAACCGCUCCCGGGACACGCGGCGGAUCCCACCGGCGGCGGAUCCCACCGGCGGCGGACACGAGCGCCGGGAGCGGGCGCGGCCCGACGGAGAGGAGCCCGCCUUAGGCCUGGCCAGCAGCGUGCAAUGCCUCUCUUUGGGAACUCCUUCAGCCCCAAGAAGACCCCCCCCAGGAAAUGGGCCUCGCUGUCCAACCUGCACCUGCUGGAUAGAUCCACCCGUGAGGUUGAGCUGGGCCUGGAGUACGGCACCCCCUCAAUGAACCUCGCUGGCCAGAGCCUGAAGUUCGAAAAUGGCCACUGGGUUUCAGAAUCAGGAGGCUUCGUGGGGGAUCGCAGGGAACUGCAGCGCUUGCGCAAACGAAACCAGCAGCUAGAGGAAGAGAACAACCUACUUCGGCUGAAAGUGGACAUCCUGCUGGACAUGCUCUCUGAGACCACCGCCGAGUCCCACCUCAUGGAGAAGGAGCUGGAGGAGCUGAAGCAGCACAGCCGGAGGAAGAAGUGAACAAGAGGCUGGUUCUGGGUCUUGGCCCGCGGGAUGCUGGGGCUGGCUGUGCCUCCCAGCCAUGUCGGUACGGUGUGGAGGUACUUUGGAGCGCCCAGGUGCCUCCAGCGCUGUGUGGCGCCCUGGGCACUGCUAAUGGCUGCUUUGGCACCACAGCGCUGUAAUUAACACGGUUUUCCUCCGAGCACUUUACCUUGCCCGGCUUGCUGCCGGCAGCCGUGCCCUGCUCUGGGGCAGGCGGGCAGCGGGCGCUGGGGCAGCGGCUCUCCCUCCGUGAGGGCUCCUGCCCGCCCUCCCUGCUGGCCCCAGCGCGGAGACCCCGGGGCUUGUACAGCCCUCACCGUCUCUGCCUUGGGCGAGCAGGAUGCUCCUUCUCGAGAGUUUUGCAUAUUUGAUAUAAAACCUUGCCAUUAAAA
Messenger RNA from Passer domesticus (house sparrow), 963 nucleotides. It is a transcript of the gene CBY1, whose product is annotated as chibby 1, beta catenin antagonist. The record is from RefSeq and is a predicted model, not a curated record. Bases 167 to 547 code for a protein of 126 amino acids. NCBI's taxonomy places the organism in Eukaryota, Metazoa, Chordata, Aves, Passeriformes, Passeridae. The transcript is spliced from 5 exons.